This is a messenger RNA of Trichoplax adhaerens, 1200 nucleotides long. RefSeq lists its product as uncharacterized. The coding region runs from base 1 to 1200 and encodes 399 amino acids. Lineage: Eukaryota; Metazoa; Placozoa; Uniplacotomia; Trichoplacea; Trichoplacidae. The transcript has 5 exons. The record is from RefSeq and is a predicted model, not a curated record.
AUGGUAAGAGCGUUUAAACUUUUUCCCGAUUUCGUUCUUAUAUUAACUUUACUUAUUAGGCAAAAUCAAUGUGCUCACAUCGAUUAUGAUCGAAUGAUUUACGCCAUCGAAGGUCUGGCUGACUAUUACAGCGCAAUCAAGCAAGAGAUAAUCAUUGAUAGUACCUUGUCAUUUCAUUUUACUAAAGGGUACUUAAGAACCAUUUUAGAAGAUGCAUCUAGAAAUGAAUCGUUAUUAAGUCAUAAUCAAUUGGAUCGUGUGACAAAAUUAUACGAUAGGUUUAGAGGAUUGAUAGAAGAUACUGCACCCACUAUCAGCCAAAAACACUACCAGUAUAAAUUUCUGAUACCGCUUUACGUUAGAAAUUUUAAAGUCCCACGAAAAUUACGAAAGCUUAAUCACACCUAUGUACAGCAAAGCCAAGAACAUUCAGUGUCUCGUCAUUAUUCCAAUCAAUGCUUAUGGGAGAUAGUUGGAUCCUGGCCAUAUUAUAGACGACCAUGUAAUUUAUCAGAUAUUUGCGUCAAGUUUAUUUCUCAGUUACACAGCAACAAUUAUAUAAUUACACAUCAAGUAUUGGCAUUAUCAUUUGGUCGCCAAUUCCACUGUCAACAUCAGAUUGCCCCCUUAUCUUCAGCUUUUGGCAGUGUUGGUAAUCUAGAGGCUAUUCUAUGCUCAAGAGUACAUAAAGAAAUGUACAGCUCUCUGUAUAAAGGCCUAACUAAUUUAAAAUUACAAGAUUUAUUCACUGAACAGGUCGAUGUAUGUGGCUCUUUAGAAUUUUUCGAAGAUUUUAUUAAUGAAACAUACGUUGACAUGGUGUUAGAGUGGCAAACAACUCAAGGCUGCUAUAUGCAAUAUAAUGGAACUUACACAUCCAUAUUUCCUAAUGAGAGUAACGGCACCAAGUUAGCGCCAUACUAUUCACGAAGCAAACGAAGCGAUAGCACUGGAACAGAUGGUUGUCAUCAGCAUAUCUCCUCUACAGCUACUGUGUUGAUUGUUGCUCAUUUGCGUUGGUUAACUUUAAAGGGUGAACAUAGUCAAGCAAGUGGAGCCAGUGGAAAAUUAGUACCAAAUUACAUUCUGGCAGUGGUAUUAAUAAUAAUUAUGGCUUCUGGUGUAGGAAGUGUCAUCUUUUUAUAUAUCAAACGAACAAUUAAGAGGAGGCACUAUCAUCUGGUUAAGCAACAAGAAUGA